This is a messenger RNA of Pocillopora meandrina, 15546 nucleotides long. The record is from the annotation of a GenBank genome assembly. Lineage: Eukaryota; Metazoa; Cnidaria; Anthozoa; Scleractinia; Pocilloporidae.
UCGAUAGUCUUUUAUGAUGAUGAGCUCUUUGGUUAGUCAAGAUUAUGAUGCAGAAUCAGGAAGCCAUCAUUCCGCCCCCGUUACUAGUUAUCCCUCAUCAGGUUUGGCUUCUUCAGCAACGCAUCGCGGAUUUUCCCCAGCUCGACGGCUUUUUUGUCUUCUUGCACUCUUCGAUUUCUUGGCCAUCUUGUUUAUUUGGAUUUUGUACGCGCAUGUAAGUAAUCUGCUUUUUUUUUUGUUUUUUUUUUGUUAAAGGUAUGUUGCUUAGGGUUAGGGUUAGUUCGCAAUAAGCGUAAUGACGAAAGCGGAAAUAAUUAAUAUUCUAUGUAGGACAGUACAUUGUGUAUAGACGCAAGAUACAGAAGCAAGUUCACACCAGUAUGCAUAACUGUCGUCCCGAUGAGAUAUCAUGCAUUUCAGGCAUUUUCAAGUCUAUAAAGUGCCUGUUAUCACUUAAAUCUCAGUUAUUUCCAUGGCUUUAUAUUUCACUUGAGCUCAAUCAAACGUUUUCGUUCGGGAUCCUCGGAUAAUUCACGCAAGAGUUAGAGAUCACAUGAUCACGUAUAAUUUCCUUUUGAUACCAGUACUAUUUUCUACCAUUAGUGUUGCAUAGACAUACACUGUAAUCGAUAAGAAAAGAAAAAAGUCAUUCAUCCAUAAAAGUUUUUGAAAAUCAAUUUCACACAAUUUUUGCAGAAACUGCCAAAGAAAAUACAAGCUCUUGAAAAUUUACACUUAGGACUUUUUAAAAUUUUUUUCUUGAAGACUGAUGAAUAUAAUGAAGGCCUAUAACAUACAUUCGCUAGCUACUUUGUAAAUUUUGAUCAAAGACAUAAAUUUAAGUAUGUUUUGAAUUGAUCAUAAGUCUGGGAUUUAAUCCUUUAACUCUCAUGAGUGACCAAGACAGAAUUUCUCCUUACAAUAUCAAUACAUAUCAAGCCAACAACUGAUGAGAAAAAAAAAGUAUCAAUUAGGGAAUUAUCAGUUGAUCCAGAACCAAAUUCUUUGAACUAACUUCAUGAGAACUGUAGACAGUGAGAAGAAUUACUAAUAAGAUUCUGGAAGUGAAAAGGUUAGAUUACUGGAAAAUUAGAUAACUAGUGUUGAUUACUAGACCAUUGAUAGAAAAGAAACAAUUUAAAGGUGUGUCUUGGUACUUUAAAGAUAGUAGAUUUCAACUGUAAAAAUUUGGUGCGCUUAUUAGCUCAGUGAGAUUUGUGACAAUGCUUCCUUCUUCAAGGCUUAGAAAUGAGUGCAAUGUUUUAAAACUUUGUAUGAAUCAAUUUUCAGGGUUUAAGUGGUGAGUUUAAGGAAGAUAUCAAAUCUGAUGUUCAGAAGUACCAUUUUAAAAAAUCUUUGUGUGAUUUAGUGGUAAGUGUUUAACUCAGUGGGAUUUUUUUCUUGUUAGAUGUAAUCCUCAUCACAGAUAAUCUGACACAAUGAUAACCAAACAGUGCUAUUGUCCAGCCAUAUUUACUGAGCAAGAAGUGGUGACUAAAGAUUUUUUUAUACAGCCAAAAUUAAGCUAGUGCUCAACAAUUUUACUCCUGUAACUGCAAAAUUAGUGUGAAACCUCUCCUUGGUUUUCUCAGGUCAUUACCAACCAUCCCCAAUGUAGCUCUAGUCUUUUACAUGUAGUUUUGGGUUUUUAAAUAUGAAUUUUCAAAUUUAUCAGAAAUUCAAUUGGGGCAUUAAGUUUCAAGAUUAAAAAUGUUUUAGUUUGCUAACUCAUGAUGUGACUUGCAUGUUUAGAUGUUGGCAUUGUGGCGGAUGACUGUUCUUCUUCUUGCUUAUGCCCUAUUUGUGAGCCGAAAGUGGUAUGUUGUAGGGGUGAGUAUAAAAGAUUUGUACACCCACCUAGCCUGUAGAGCAGGCAUGAUUGUCACUAGCAAGUGGUAUAUUCUUGUUGUAAAUCAUAGCUGCCAUCUUUGAUUUUUAAAGCAUGGGAAGGCUAGGCAGAGAAAGAAAUUUGUACCAAGGGUGUGCAUGACGGUCGUAAGAAAUGAGAGGGGAGCAGAGGUGGGGUUUUCUCUGCCUUCUUCCCCCUUUGUCCACUCUAACUCUUAAUCAACCUGGCCUCUUGGCCAUCAGAUAAAUUUUUGCGAACUUUUACUUUAACUUGCUCCAAUAACACCCUUGCACUGCAAGCUAACACAUAUCUUGAUAGCAUUAUCUACAGGUGCAUUGUUAACGUAACAUAGUGAUUAAAAUACAGCACAGAAACUCCACUGAAAAUAAUAUUUAGUAAAUAGUUGAGUUGAAUUGAAUGAAUUCUUUGCAGAAAAUUUUUGACAGCAACACUUUGAUUAAAAAAAAAUUUAAAUGUUAGCACGUAUAUGCAGUGUGCACGGCAAAAUGCUUAUGAAUUAGUCAGCCCACCGUCAAGAAAAACUGACCAAUAAGUUUCCACAAGUUAGACUCAUCGUGUCAGACUGAUAAACAACUCCUUGCUUAACUCUGGUGAUGACUUGUGUUCAGGUUGUCAAAAUUUUAGUAACUGCCAGUGCUACGAGUCCUUUUUAGGUGUAUGCUUGCCCUGUAAGAGUAAACAAAUCAAUAAAUUGUAGCUUUAACAGUGCCCAUAUAAUUUAUUGUUUUAAAUUGUGAUUCAUUUCCAGAUCCUGAAGGGACAUUGAGAUAAUUAUUUUUUCUCUGUAUGAUUUUCUUUAAUUUAUAGUUGACAACUGGCAGCUCAACUGUUUUUCUUCUAGUCAAAGCCAUAUUAAUGGAUUUCAAGGUAAGUUAACUUUAUGAACUGGAUAAUGUUAAACACUUAAGGUGUAUCUUAGAAAUGUGUUAAUGAGGCUCAAUAGCAGCAAAGUAAUGAAAACAUAAGAACAGACUUCUAUUUGCACAAGGUACAAAGUACUUGUACUAGUUAGGUAGCAAAACUUUUGGAAAACAAUUGAAAAUUGCUACAAGUGGUGCAGUUAACAUUUCCAAUUUUGUACAAGGAUUUAUGACUUGCUUGUUUUUGUGGUACUUUUGAAAAUUGUUUUCUUUGACUGACUCUUUUAUCAAAGGGGACAGUCAUAUUUGAGAGCUCUUUUUUGGUGCAAAGCAAAUCAGGGUUAAAGGGGUGCAUGGAAAAAAGGCCUUAGUGACUUAUUAUCAGCUACUGUUGUCUCAUUUCAAAUUGACUCUUCUUCCCUUUUGAAACAGAGGGAGAAUUAAGCGUUGCAUCAGUUGCUACUCAAGUUUGUAUUCCAUGCUUCCCUUUUUUUGAUACUUACCAAUCCCUUCUUUUUGUUGGCCACCAAAAAAAUAAUGGAUCAUCACUAGUUACACAGCAACUUUUUUUCUUCCUUGUUGGGAUCAUGCUCACAAUUUGCAAUAUGUACUUAUUCCUGUCAUAAAAACUAAGUUGCUAUAAAGAAAUAAAAAAUCCUUAUGCUCACAAUUCACAGCUAAGAAUCAAGCCUUGUAUUGCUCAAGUUUAAGUAAUAAUUUGUUCACCUAAUGUUACAAUUGACCCUUGUUUAAGUUAUGUCAACUUUUUCACUCCAAAGAUCUCAUUAGUAACUCUUCUUACUUUCUGCCAUGGAAUUCUUACAAUGUUACUUCAGAGGAUCAACCAAUACAUGUAAUCCCUUAAUUGAUAUUUUUCUUUAUUCUCAUCACUUGUCUACUUAAUAUUGUUUUCAUUUUUGUAAGGAGAAGUUCUGUGUUGGUCACUAUGGGAAUUCAAGAGAUAUGGCCAUUUUCCCAUGUAUUGAUAUGUUCAACUUCAGGUCACGGUUUAUAUGAACUUGACACUUGGAGCAAACUUAUGAAAAGUGCCCUUCUCAAAAUGUUCCUUCCUAAAUCCUCUUCUCUAAUGUCUUGCAAACCUGAUUAAAGAUUGAUUCAUGAACAUCCAAUCUAAAUUUAACUGAAAAAUUGAAGGGGAAUUGACACAGUCCUAUCAUCUAAUUACGUUUUCUUUUUGGUUUGUUCCCUGUGCAGUCUCCAAAAGAUGGAACCAGCGCAUAUUUGUACUAUGUCCUAGUCUUGUCGUCGCUUAUUUUAUCGUGGGUAGAAGUUUGGGUUUUUGAUUCUAAGGUAUGUUUCACAAAUGACUAUUUAUUAAGAAAAUAUUCUCUUGAAUGUCGAAAGGAAUCCGAAAUUUUUUGGUUUUGCAUCGAUUCGGUCUGUGAUUGGUCUAGAAAGUCUGCACCUUCCUCUUAACCAAUCAGACGCUAAAGAAAACCAAAGGUGACUUGGUAGCCCGCGUUUUCCCGCGUUUUUGGUAGUUUGCCUGUUUUACUUUGAGUGCUCUUUUAUUUGGCUAAUGAUGAUAUAAAACGUAUUUAUUAUUGUGCAGUGGGAGACACUGUAGCCAUACGGUUAGCGCGUGUGCUGAACUCAGGCAAAUUAUCAGAGAAGCACGACGAAAUUCUGUGGGGUAAUCUUUGGAUGAACUGGCAUCUUCUCCAAGUAGAGGAAGUAGUAAUACUCCGAGUCACUUCAUGCCACAGAAAUCGCGAUAAGUUCCGGCUGGAUGAGUCACGUGGCUCGAUUGCAGACUUGACAUUUUCGCUAAAAGUCACCAGCUACGAUGAAAUGUAUAACAGGCUGAAUUACACACGCGUUUUGAUUGGUCUUUACUCAUGAUCUAUUGGAGGAAAGACGCAUAGAUGGCGUCACCAGUAACACAUUUUUGCCUCUUGAUUGUAUGAAACAAAUGAUCUCCAUGUUGCGGUGCGUCUUUCCAGAAAUAGAUCACAGACGUCAAAAUGUGGUAACACUCGUCUGCGCCUCGUGGGCCACUUUUUUGUUCUCACAAAAUCUUGAGGUCAUCUGUGAUCCACAACUGAACAGGCGCACGGCAUGGAAUCUAUUUGUUAACCCUUUACACCCUAACAUCAGUAUGCAUAUUCUCCAUACUGUUCUCAAUACAUUUCCUACGGUGCUGACAAGGAGAAUUUGUUGAACAAUCUAGAGCUUCUAUUGUUGGUGAUCAUUUCCUUUUUUCUUGUGACCUUUCUGUGUGAUUUGGAGGUGAUAUUGUAAGGAGAAAUUAGAUGCUAGUCACUCUUAGGGGUUUAAUGGUUAAUCUGUCCUCACAGCCACGUUCUAAAAAAAAGUACCACACAAGUAUCACUACAUCUUUCUAUGUAGGAAUCCAAAUCCAACAUACUGACUGUCCCCCGGCUUUAAACAGAUAUUAUAUUUUAAAUCAUUCAGGUUAUCCCUGCUGAGACCAAAGAGGAGCAGCGCCAGUUUCGAGGUACAGUGAAACAUUUACUAAGCGGACCACCAGUUAAGGUGACACCUUCGAUUAAGCAGACACUAAGCCGGGUCCCGAAAUUAAUGUCUUACAUUUCCCUUAGUUUAUAACGAAACCCAUCAGCGUGCACCUCUUUUUAAGCGGACGCGGACACUAACAAAAAUUGUAUUUGGCUAAUUUCUAUCGUUAAAAACCUCUACGAAGUGGACACCAGACUACUGUGUGUAAUUUAUACAUAAACACUGAAAGAGUCAAUGAAUUGCGCGUAUUAUCGUUGUUGUUUUUGUAUUAUUACUUACAAAUUAAGGUUGGUAAUUAACUGUAAUGAACUUGAACUCUGGAUUCCUUCGUAAGUAACAUGGAACUUUGUCGCAGUACAGAGUAACCGUUGAAUGUUAAUCGUUAACAAUUAUUGCGCAAUUUUUACAAACCUCUAUUUAGUGGAUUCCCACUAUGAAACGGACACUUGAGAGGGUUUCGAGGGUAUCCGCUUAACAGAGGUUUCACUGUAUAUUUGAUACUUGUAUGUCCAGAGAGCUAAGUUACUCUCUGACAAUCUUGAUCGACCCGAAAUCUGAACUGUUUUGGAUUAAAAAAAAAAAAAGGAAACCUUUUCGCUUAUGUGGAGGUUCCUUUGCAUCGUGUGAAAUUAAGCUUGGUUUAAGUUUGAUAUGCUUUGUUCUCUACAUAAUUCUUGGGCUCCCUGUGCAUGCCCGUGCUUUCCACCGUAGUGCGCGAGAAAUGUUCUUACGUGGAACAAGCGCGAAUAGUAGAAUUCUAAUUUUCCCAAUGUGACAAACUUUUCGGUAAAAAGGCAAAAGAUUAUUUUGAAAGCUACUCUCAGUAAUACCUCAAACCAUUUGAAAUGGACCCGGGUUAAUCAGAAUUUAUGUCAGAAUAAGUUGUAAAAAAAAUUUUGAUGAAGGAGUUAAACUUGCGCAACCUGGUCUCGUUCGUAGCGUGCACUAAUAAAAGCCUUGUUUGAUAUAUAUUAAAGUUCACACGGCAAUCAGGUGGACAAUCAGACAUAGUUUGAUGCUACACUGGUUUGCAGAUUUAAUGAAUGUAACCGAAGAAGUUACAAUUCAUAGACCCAACGUUUCGACACUCCUGUCUAGUGCCUUCAUCAGGGGUGAUCUAAACGCUGCAACAAGAGGUCCUUUUAUAUGAUCACUAAUUAGCGGCCUUUUUUCUGACGAGGUGUAAAUAGGCGUCAGGAAGCAAACCGCCAUCGUCACGAUUUAAAGGAGCGUGGGCGGAGUUAAUAUGCCAAGCCUCCAAACAAAAGCGCUGGUGGUAGCGCCGAUUAGUGAUGAUAAUUUUAGAAUUAUCCCACCCAAUUGUAUGGUUGGUUAGGCAAGUAUGCUCUGAUAAAGCUUUUUGGUGCUCUUUUAACCGUGUACCAAACUGGCGUUUGGUCUGUCCGAUGUAUUCGUUGUCACAGUCAUUGCAAGGAAUAGAAUAAAUGGCGUCGGUUCGUUGUUCUUUCUUUUCAUUUGCCGUUCUUCAUAACCAUUGAUAAGAGAAAUGAGCCUUUCUCUAAAUGCUUAGUAAUAUAGUAAUAAUAACUAUCUCUUGUUUAUUCUUUGCAGAAGAGAGGAGGUCAUUGUUACGAAAUGAAAACCGCAGGUAAGCCAGACAUGAAGGUAUCUUGGGAUUCAACCUUGUAGCCAAUUAUUCUCAGUUCUUAGUCUUUAACGGUUACUUCGUGAAUCCUCAAAUUAGCACCCAAGGACCCGGGCACCUGUGCUCUUAUUAUUAGUUCAAACAGAGAUGAGCCUGAGAGGCGUCGACUCGAAGAGGCCGCUCAUUAAAGGGGAAGCACAUAUUCCUUUUUUUCUAAAAUUCGUAGCUAGGUAAGAUCGUUUUUGGUGAUAUAACGUAAAGAUUAAGUACAGCUCAUCUUUUUGCUUGAAGAAGACUCGCAAAGGGCGAAACAUCACUGAAUUCACACCGAAAGUGGUCAGGAUUUACGAGAGUAACUUUAUAUAUGAGUAUUUAUUGCAAAGAAAGUAGUUGUUUAAACUCUUUACAGCCCAAAAUCAUGAUCCGUUUUCUCCCUACUGUUUUCAAGACAUUCUAUAAGGUGCUUUCAGGGAGAAUGUGUUUAGCAAUCAAGAACCUCUCUAGUUAAUGAUCGUUUCCCUUAUUCUCAUGACCUUGAUAUGUGAUUCAGGGGUGAUAUUGUAAGGAGAAAUUAGAUGCUGGUCACUCUUAGGUGUUAAAGGGUUAAGAAUAGUAUGUUGCUCUUCUUUUUCAGGCACCUGACUCCUUAUUCGACAAUUUCGGACAAUGCUUUUUACACACCAGAAGGUUGGUUUGAUGUUAGUUAUUGCCUGUAAUUUUCUAACAUGUCAUUCGGUGUCGUUAGACUUGUAGUUGUACUUGUGGGUUUUUUAUUGUUUGAUUUUGUUCAUCUGUGUAAAACUUGUUAAAUAUGUUUCUGAUGAAUAACUGGGGAGGUAAAAGGGCUUCUCGCUGUGAUAUUGUGUACAGCCCAUGUCAUUAACCUAGUCUCUUUUCUCACAGGCUCAGUGAAACUUUAAAAUGUAAGCUAUGUCUCGCUGCAAUUUAUCUUAGUUACUCUUACAAAGAAAUAUCUACCCAUGUUUUGGCAUUCUUCUAUUUGAGUGUCUUCUGGUCAGUGGCUUGAACACCGUAGCUAUUAAGAAUGCAUCGCAUAGAGCCUGUUUGACUUUCAUUUACGCCAACUUGGUUUGAUCUUUUUCAGCGUCUGACGAAGAAAGUGAAAAUGAUAGGGAAGAGGCUGGUAAUUUGACCUUGUCUCAAGAGGUAACUGUUUCUCAUGAACAUUUCCAGUUUAUUGUUCCUUGCCUUAUAUAACCUUUUGUAAAUGGUCACUUUUGAAAACAGCGCAGAAUCCGAAGGUCUGGGGAUUUUUAUUUAUUUUUUUUCCACGCUCGUUACAAGACGAAUAUCAUUUUACCUUAAACAAUUUUGAUUUCUUGAUAAAUGGCCUUAGUUUGAGCUUCUUGUAAUCAAACACCUUAACUAUUGAAAACUUUUAAACACAUUACUCAAAUCGGCCACAUUUGGGGUGCAUAUCGGGAGCUAAGACUGGCCCAACCAAAUGUGCGGGAAACUGGGUCGAGAAUUUCCGGUGAACUUUCUGGGGAUAAAAAAUUGGACAAAAAUCAAACAAAGCUUCCUUACCUGGCUUGGCGCUUCGAGAGUGGGAGUUCUUGUUUUAAUUGCAGUACUACACUUUGAAAGGGCAAUAGACGUAACUUGUCGUUUUAUUUAUUGUUUUUUUACGUGAAAAGUAGUCUUGAUUUCGUGUACUGGACCCACGCCCUUCGAUACGAUGUACCCCAAAGUGUUCAUUAAAUUCCUGUUCCAAAAUGUCUCGUGUGCUCACAGGCGUACCUAAAGAGUGUCUGCACAAUCUAAUGAAUUAAUCUCUCGUUGUUGAUCUGUUUGGCCGUUAAGGAUCAAGAAUUUAUUCAGAGAGGGAAAGAAACGAUGGAGAUAACCUGGGAAAGAAUGCGUCUUAAUGAUGGUUGGAAAACGGAAAAAGCUAAGGUGAGGAUUGGGAAACUGAAACUUCUUUUUCUGUAAGAAUAACUGUUUAAAAUUCCCACCAAGAGCUUGUUCUUGUGGAUUCACCACAAUCGUUUUUCUUUUUUCUCUUUUCACUUUCCUUUUUCUUCCUUUUUAUCUAGGAUGGAGUUGUUGUAGAAAGUAGAGUGAUUCCGCUACCCGCAGGUGGAAAGAAAAUAUACAGAUUAACGGUAAUGAAAGUUUUAUAGGGGAUUUCUAGUGUAGACGCAAUAAACCUUUCCAAGAGAGUAACAAUCGGGUUUGAGGUCUAUUUGCAGUUGUUCUUUCCGAGCUUUGUUACUGACAAGAAAGAAUGCAUCGUGAAAUAUUUCAGAACUGUCGUAAGGCUCGAUGGAUCAAAAGCGUAAAAUCUCUCGUGCGAUGUGCACGAAUAGGGUGUGUGCGAGGCGAAGGCGAAAACAUUGGAAAAGCGAUACGAAUUUGAUGUGAUACAAGAAGUUUCGACAUUCAAUUUUCAGCUUCACUCGCAAACCUUUGUGAAUAAUGAACUCGCACCUCUGUAUUUGUUUAAAACCCUUCUUAACCUUUUGACCCUUAAGAGUGACUAAUCUAAUAUCUCCUCACAAUAUCACCCUUAAAUAAAACAUUGAGGUCACGAGAAUGAAGGAACUUGAUUGUUAAACAAAUUCUCCCUGUCAGCACCUUAAAAAAUGUGUGGAAGACAGUUGGACUAUAUGCAUACUGGAGUUAGGUUGUAAAAGGUUAAGAGCUGUAAUGUUUUGAAGAAUUUGUUUUUUCUUUAGCCUGCGACGCUGCAGCACGAGCGACUCUGCAACACGAGCGGCAAAGCCCACGCGUUUCGAGAAGGCGAGAGGUGUGAGCGCGCGAGUUAUCCGCGAGCGUUUUAGCUAGGAGGAGAGUGUUACACAAUGAAGUAGACAAACGUUGGGUAUUCGCGAGAGGAUCAACUUUGGGCGCCCGGGCGAAAUUUCUAAGAAAAACCUAAGAAACAACUGCUGUCGCGCAAAUAAACAAAAGAAAAUCGAGAUGUUCCUAGAAAUUUGCAAAAGGAUGAAGAAGGAGGGAAAAGAAAACCCGAGAAUUUUCGAACCCGAAGUUUAUUCGAGUUCGUGUAUCCUGUUGCUUCACCGAAAAAAGUUAUACGCUUUUAACCCUUUACACCCUAACAUCAGUAUGGAUAUUCUCCAUACUGUUCUCCAUACAUUUCCAAAGAGGCUGACAUGGAGAAUUUGUUUAACAAUCAAGAGUUGCUUAAGUUGGUGAUCACCUCCUCUAUUCUCGUAACUUUCAUGUUUGAUUCAGGGGUGAUAAUGUAAGGAGAAUUUAGAUGCUUGUCACUCUUAGGGGCUAAAGGGUUAAACUCCAUGUGUAACUUGGUUUGUGUUGUUGUUUGUAACUUUUGUGAGAGAACUUGGUUCUGACAGCCUGAAAUCACGCCAGUCACUACAACGCACAUGCGCAGACGUUUGACCGCUGUGUUGUGUCAGACCUAUCUUAGACCUCUUGCACGCUCGUUCUGCUUUCCGAAUCUCUCUUGCUUUACUCGAACAGCAGUGCUAAUGAUUGCUUGCUUGCUGGGUAGAUUGAUGUGUAGAUGACUAUUUUAGGUUUUUAAAAAUCUAAAUAAGUGUUUUGAUCAAUAUCUGCUCAAUCUCUUCUGUUCGUUCCAAAAGCCAACUGCUCUUCACUUGGGGAUCGGGCCUUUGCUCAUGCUGCAUCUGUUUUAUGGAACUCGCUGCCAUUAACUGUAAGAACAAGUAGUAGCCUCGCCAUUUUUAAAAUGCAACUUAAAACAUUUCUAUUUAGGAAAGCUUUUAGUUUGUUUCAAUAGUUCUAAUGUUUAUUGCCUAGAACUUUGUAGAACUUUAACUUAUGUAAAGCGCUUCUGAAUACUGUUUAUAGUUUUAGCGCUAUAUAAAUUCCUUAUCAUUGAUAUUAAUAGGGCUCUUUAGACGCCAAAGCAGAUGAGGUUUUUAAUCUGGUUAUUAAGCAUCCUGAGGAUGCACACAAAUGGGGAGGAGACAUAACAGCUUCCUUUGUAAGUCAGAAGUAUUAGUAGAACUUUCAUCGUACUCUAUUUUCUUUUGUUAAUGUUUCGUUUUUCCUCAUUAUAGAACAAUUUCAAUUGAUUUUCGAUUGCAAUCUGGGAUUGGUUUGGUAUUGCGUUGCUCCACACUGUGAUUGGUCCAGAAAACUCGCCCCACUUUCUCAGCCAAUCAGAUGCAAAACUAAAACAAAUCAAGAAUUGGUCGCCCGCGUUUUCUCGCGCGUAAGAAAGUUUCGUUGUUUAAGCUUCGAGUUCUCAUUGGCUUUUAAAAGUAUUUCCUUUCUUCUGAUAGGCCGUUUUGAUUACUUUGGUUUUGGGUUUUGGGUUUGGGACACUUAUUAGAAAAGCGCUCAAUCGUCUUCGACUGAUUUCAUAUCGAGCUCUGAUCUCUGAAACAUUGUAGUAUGUGUGUGUCGUUGUUGUUGUUGUUGUUGUUUUUCUGUUUAAGCUUCAUCAAGUGCUUAGUUACUCAUUAAGAUCCGUGUCAGGUGGCUGACUUUACGUAGAUUACCCUGGCCAACAGCUUACGUUACCGCUUGGAAGUAUUUACAUGGUUGGGCAAUUUUGAGUUUCCCAUAGCCUUGAGCCUGGAAAGAUGAAACAAUGGUUUUGAACUAAGAUUUAUUAAAAGAAAUGUGUGCUAGCCCUAUUCUAAGAUCAAGAUACUUUAAAUUUUGUUUAAACUUCCAAAGUAUGAUCUCUAAUCAUCAUAUUUAUUUCAGGUCAUACGUCAAAUUGAUGAAAAUACGGAUAUUGUUUAUAAUUCCACUGGUGAAGCCGGCGGUGGAAUGGUGUCUAGUCGGUGAGUGCGCGUGCUCAGUGUUUAUUACUUUGAUUAAAAAUAAAAAAUUCUGUAUUUUAUGACCGUUAGAAUGAGUCACUGACGAGAAGCGUUUGGAAAUUUAGGGAUUUUGUGAAUUUGCGUCGAUGGGAAAAGCGAGGAGAUGUGUUUGUUUCAUGCAACGUAUCAGUUGAAUGUGAUGAGAUGCCACCGAAAAAGGAGCAUGUCAGGUAAAUAUGAGUUUUAUUUCAUGAGAUGCUAAAAGGAGACACGAUCUUUAAGCUGAUUUUAAAUGCCGGUGCUCAGAAAAUUGUCGUUAAUUGGGUUAAAAAGCUAAACUUAGCAAUUUUCUAGCGUAUGUUAGCUCCAAAGUUGCAGGAAUUGACCAAAAAAGGAUGGUCAGGAAUGGCAAAUAACAAAGAUUGUAUUAAACAAACUUAAAAAGUUUAAGCUGAGAGAUUUUUCUUUUAUUAAGAAGUUUAAGUAAGAUGGUUAUAGAAGAGAACGACUAUAUUCUACCUCAUGGCUCUUGCUUCUCUUACAACAGCCGAAUUAUAGUCAGUUAAAGUUUUUCUUAGAGUCCCCUGUCAAUUAUUUCCCUCGCCAGUUAUCCUUGUUGCGUUUUUCUUUAUCGUCGCCUCUUUCGUGUUUGUCUUGUUGUUCGUAACUGACAUUUCGUUGUGUCUUUCAAGUUGGAGGUAGUUUUGUAAGUCACUAAAUUUACUAGAAAUUAAAAAAACCUUUACUUUUUUAAGGCGAGAGGAGGCAAAAUUACUAUGCAUGACCGCUUAUGUUAAAUUUUUCCCAACUUUUCUCGCUUGAAACUGAUUAAGUCUUCUCAAUUUAUUUCCUUAGCCUUGUGUUUUGUUUAUUUUUGUUUUGAUUUUGUUUCUUCAGAGCCGCAAAUGGUCCAGGUGGCUGGGCUAUACGGGAGGCUGAAGGGAAUCCCAGCGGUACUGAAUAUGUUUGGCUGUUCGACGUGGACCUAAAGGUAAAAAUAGCUUGGCCAGCCAGGGUCUGAUCUAAAGAAAGAAGAAAUAGUAGUGAAAGUUUGGACUUGUCACGACGCAUUUUGGUUUCUAUGGUGUUGGUUUUGGCACCCGAUCGAUAAUUUGUGUUUAGCAGUACGUCACGAUUGUAUGACGUAAAACCAAUCACAAAGGCCAAUAAGGAGAAAGGUUAAUAUCUCAAGGAGCAAAUGAGGAGUCAAAAUAAAAACGAGUAAACAGCUUGAAGUGCGGGAAAACACAAGCAACCAAAUCGCGAUCCGUUUCAGUUUCGAAUUGGUGUAGACUGAUUGGUUUAGAAAGUGGCGCAAGUUUUGUGAACAAAUUUCAGAGCAUAGAGGAGCAAAACCAAAACAAUUCCGAAUAACUUUCGAUAAUCUUUUUCAAGUUACUCUAUAAGAGAGAGAAACAAAACAUAAACAAAUGAAAAAGAGGCUGAUGAAAGUUAAAUCAUCGAAUGAAAUAUACUCACAAAACCAACCGUUGCCAACAACACCACAAAGGGCGAAACUGGUUCUGUGCUGUCUUUAAGCUACUGACUUAAAAAGGAAUUCCCCAUUUGUGUGCAUCCGGCGUCAGAAUGGUUGUUGACCAGAUUAAAAACCUCCUCUGUUUUGGUGUCUAAAGAGCCCUGUCAAUCAUAACACUCAUUCCGAUUUGUCAAAACCUUAGUUAUUUUAAAAAAUUUGGCCUGCGAGUAAGCUAUCACCAGCACUGCCGUUCCAGGAAAGCUCGCGAGAUUCGGAAGGCGAAACGAGCGUGCAGGAGGUCGAAUAGGUAUUCAAUUAAAAUUGCAUUCAAUUUAAAAUUGUUAUAAAUGAAUGAUAGCGUUUUUAUCUUUUUUUUUUUUUUACUUACUAGGGAUGGUUACCACAGACAGUAAUUGACGCUGCCAUGUCCUUCAUGUUAUUCCAGACAGGACAAGGAUUAAAGGCUUACAUCCAGGAACAACUUGGCUGAUUGAAGAGGCUAGGCGAGAAACGAAGAGACACGGCCGCGUGAAAAGAGACUUGGAACCGAAAAAAAAAACUCUCUGCAAAAUGUCAUAUCAGGAGUGGUACAAUUUUUACAACAAAGCUUAGCGUGGAGACAUAAUUAAUUUGAUACUGUUGGGAUGUAAAACACAGCGUCUGGUCACAGUGGGGCCAAGUCAUUUUCAACCUUCAGCCUAAAUUUUUUAUUUACGUCUUUUGCAAUCCCCAUCAUUUUUCCUUCGUCUUAAAUUAUCGUAAUUCUUUUUUAAAGUUUUCUCCACUCUUUUGGUAACGGCUAUCUUAAAUCACAUUUUAAUUACAAGAGUCUUCCACAGGGCGAAAAUGGUUGCCGGAUAUCCUGUAAGGAAACGAAGGGUUUUUUUUAAGGUUUGACUGGUGGAUUUGGUCUCACAGUUUUCCUCACCCAUGGCGUUCAGGAUGAAAUACCAAAGGAAAUGCUUUUAUUUUUAUAUUUUUGCCCCCGCAACUACUGUUCAUCAGUUUUGAAGUGAUGAGUGUUUUAUUGGUAGAUGGCAACAGACUACGUGAUCGUGCGGUUGGCUUAAUACUUCAGAUUUCAAUUGUUUCGUUUUUUUUUAAGCCGGUGAUUUUUAAAAGGAGUGAUUUAGAUUUAGUGUUGAUGUAGAUUUAGUUUCUUUCGGGGAGGGAAGCGCCCAUUUGUUUCCAAUACCUACGAAAGUAAAACUGUUCAUGUAGAGAUUAAUACAUGGGUGCGCGUAGAUAUGGAAAUCUCUUCGAGUGUUCAACACGAUAGCUAACGAGUGUGCGCAGCGAGCGAGUGAGAUGUCGAGUUGAACGCGAGAAGAGAAAUUCCAUAGAUAGUGACUGGUUGCUAAAACCUUGUGGUUUCAUGAACCAUUUAACUCCCAGGAUCCGAUUGUUAAUUCUCCCCUCUAGCUGCAACACAUUUCCUCGUAAAUUAGUUGCAAGAAUUUGGUGUUAGAUCAAGACAACAACUCCUACCUGAUACAUUUGAGUACUCUCAUUACCUGUUUGCUGGAUAGUGGAUGAUAUGCUAGGGAGAGGUUACAUGUGAAUCACUUCUGGGAGUUAAAGGGUUAAGAAGGGGACGCCGGAAGCAGAAUGGCUAAGGAUACCAGUUGGCUUGAAGCCGUUAGGAGAUUUUAAUAGUAUUUUUAUAAUUUCAAAGAUUAAUUAAUGAUUUAAAUUUUUCACAACCAUUUCAGUGGAUGACAACUUGUUCCCCAUGCACUAAUUCUGACCCUCCUUUUCACCUCAACCCUUUACUCCCAAGAUCUCAUUAGCAAUUCUCCUUAUUUUCUGCCAUACAAUUUCUAUGAUGUUACUUCGGAGAAUUUGGUAUUGAUCAAUUGAUAUUCCACUAUUUGAUAUUUAUCUUUAUUCUCUUUACUGAUCUGUUUGACAUGGUAUUGAUAUUGUGAGGAGAAAUUCUGUGUUGGUUACUAAUGGGAGUGAUGGUGUACGGGGAACGCAGAGGCAUUCGCUUCGUAUAUCUUUUAAGAGUUUGUUUUGAAAUUUCCCAGAAUUUUCUUUUAUGCUAGAUUUUGUUUUAUUAUUCAUAGGUAUGGUGGUUUAGAUAAAGUGAGUUUUAUAUUUUCGUACUUAUAUGAAUUAUAUUGGGUCAUUUUAAAUGUACCAGAAGAUGCAAAUAGAAAUAUAUACGGAGCUCUGAAUAGUCGUAAGUCACAAGUUUUGUAAGUAAAAUAUGAAAAAAAGCAGGAGCCCAGUAAUGGGCUCCUGAAAAGAGAUAUUGUCGCCCAUUUUCUCAGUCGGGGCAAAACACCAAGUACGGGAGUGUGGUGCCUAGAGGAAACCGAAGUUUUUGCUUUAUUUGCAAGUUCGCCCCCGACGAUUUCACCCCAAAAUUAACAAGAACCACCCAAAGCAGGGGUGCUGAAUUUCUAAAGUGGCUGCCUCACAUUUUUUCAAUGCUCACAAGGAAGUGAUAAACGCUAUAGAAGCAAAUUCAACACCGAAGAGCA